Messenger RNA from Liolophura sinensis, 4816 nucleotides. RefSeq lists its product as uncharacterized. The transcript has 9 exons. The coding region runs from base 250 to 2112 and encodes 620 amino acids. Gene Ontology annotation, biological process: poly(A)+ mRNA export from nucleus. The record is from RefSeq and is a predicted model, not a curated record. Gene Ontology annotation, cellular component: nuclear speck; nucleus. Lineage: Eukaryota; Metazoa; Mollusca; Polyplacophora; Chitonida; Chitonidae. Gene Ontology annotation, molecular function: mRNA binding.
UUUUGAUGCAUUACAAAUUGUGGUUUUUGGUUGGUGAUGGUUUGAUGUUUUCUCGAUUUAACGUUGUAUAAAUUAGGGACUUCAAUGAACUUUAGGCUGAGGUAAAUUUUAUCUGGAAUUGUGUGUUAACGCGCAUGAAAAUACGCACUGCAUUGCAGGUGUUGUAUCACAGUACUACAACAACAACAACAACAGCGACGACUGUCAACAUUUUUGAGAAACCUUACCCUGUGGAUUAGUUACGAAAGUAUGGCUGACGUCUCCUUAGAUGACUAUAUCCUACAGACUGGAUUAACACAACGGGCUAACAAAGGAUAUAACGGCCCAGUCAAAGGUAAAGUUGUGAUAUCAAACCCUGGUGUGAAGGGACGUCUUGGAGGAUUGACUACAAAAAAUAAACGUGUCAGCCCUAUUAAAUGGCAAAAUACUAAUAACAGAGCCACUGGAUUUGCGCAACAUAAACAAGAUAAACAAGGGCAGCAAUUUGGUCUGACAACAAAAAAGUUCGCUGGUGGACUUGUUACAAGAAAAUUUAGUGGUGCAAAUCAGAAUCCACAGGCUAAUGUGACUGUAACAGGUGUUGGCAGUUAUCAGAAGUUUGAUGCACGGCAAAAACUUUCAACCAAGAAACCUGUUGAUGCCAGGGCAAAGAUCCUUGAGAAAACCAAAUUUUCUGAUGCUCGUGUUCGUAUACAGAAUGCCAGAGCUACAAAGGAAACCAAAGGUCCAGGUCCUCGUGUACAGUUGAGAAGUCCCCCGUCCGCUGGCACUCAAGUAAGGGCACAAGCGGGAGGAAAUGGUGCGAUAGUGAGAACAGUGAAUAACAACCCAAACACAGGUGCUGUGCGAUUCGGAGGAAUCACCAGGACUAAUGGUGGAGGAUUACAGUUUAACAGUGGAGGGAGUCAGUUACACAGUGGAGGGAAUCAGUUACACAGUGGAGGGGUACAGAUACACCGUGGAGGUGAACUGAAGAUCACCAAACCUUCAAACUUUGAGAAGCCCUCUAUGCCCAGCUUCUCCAAGACCAUAUCCUCGAUGAAAGUCCCUUCUGGUUAUGAGGACUUGUUUGAAGAUGAGCCCAUGAGCCUUGGUUCUGAGUGUUCAUCCCUGAUAGAUGCGGACAGAGGACCAGUGAUUAAAGUGAAGAAUGAACACUAUUCGCAGUACUCCAAACCUACCCCUAUAACAUUUAAUACAGACGCUCGGCCCCAGAGAAGUGGUAAUGGCACCAGUAGAAUGGCCCCCGUUACCAUCGCUCGUUCUGAGCCUGUUACUGUCUCACGGUCCGCUCCCAUUAUGUAUUCCUCACAAAUAACCGACAAACAAAGCGAUCCUCCAAAUGUUAGGCUUUCCAUGGAUUAUGCUGACGAAGAAGAAUUCAUACUGAAUGCUCCAACACCAGUGCUGCCCAAAUCAAGGCCCCCUCCCCCUAAGCCUGCGACUCCUGUUAUGGUAGGAGGACCCCCAUUGGUCCUCAGCCGUUCCCGCCCCAAGACAGUUCAGAGUGAGACAGCGGUCAGCAGUGCACCAGUCGCUGCUCCCCUCAAACUCUCUCGGCCAAGUGGUCGCCUCUCCGCUCCAAGCUCCAGCAGCAGGGUUUUGCCCAAGGAAAAGAUAACACUCUCAGCAUCCUCUUCCAUAGAUGGCCUUAAAAGGGAUUUGACUGAGGAUGUUGGUCCUGGUGAUGUCCUCAGUCCACUCCAGGGGUUCCGUAUCCUCGUCACCAACCUCCAUCCGAUUGUCACGCAGGAUGAUGUCAUCGAGUUAUUUGGAGCCAUUGGUGCGCUGAAGAAGGCCAGAUUGGUCAAACAAGGAUCAGCAGAAGUUGUCUACGUCAACAAAGAGGCAGCAGUUGUAGCCGUGAAAAAAUAUCAUAAUAGAGAGUUGGAUGGCCAGCCCAUGCAGGUCAAACUCAUCACGCCAGUUACAGCCUCUGUUCCAACACCCAAAAUAUCGGCAGAGAUCAAAGCGCUCACCAAAUCUGUGAAGGACUCAGUGGGUAAACCAAGCGGUCCACCUGUGGACACAGGACUUAUACACAAAGCUCUGUUUAAAACAGGAGGGACGGUCACUGGCACAAAACCUGUGACGUUUACGGUCAAAAUAUGAACUGAUACAUACCUGUGGUGUCAAUCUUCAGUAGUAUUAUGGCAAGCUGGUUUCCAGGUGUGGAUACUCCAGCAGUGGGAACUUUUACAAUGUGCACUACCAGAUUAACUGUCUUACAGUGGUAUUGGUGUACAUUAUAUACCUGCCCGUAGUUAGUAUUACCUGUAUAGAGAAGACCAGGUGUAGAGACAACUUCCUUCUGUGUUAACAGAAGCCUUCAUUGACCAAAACUUUGCUAUCACCGAUAUCACCUUUUAAAUAAUAGUGUUGACAUAAAUGUGGAUAAAAGAAUUUGUGUUGAGGAAAGAUCGUGUUUUAAUACAAGUGGUCUCAUUAUCAUGGUUUGGCCAGAUGGCGUACACAGGAGAUGAUUUAGGGCAGUUUUAAUCAGACGUUUGGUAUUCUGUGUCUGGCAUUUCUUGAUAAUUGAUGCAUUGACUUUGGUUCCAAAUAUUAACAUUUUUCACCAUUGUAUAUAUAUAUAUAAAGGGUUUUUUUUUUUUAUUUUUUCUUUCAUUGAUGCAUGUCACAGUAUAAAGCUGAAAAAUAACAUAAAGUUUGGUGUGGUAAUUCAUUACUUUGUGAUGAAGUUAAGGCUGUUUUGGAUCAGCAAAUGAGAUUGAUGACUUGAUGUUGGUUAGUGAAUUGACCAUUGAAUGACAGGCAAAUUUCAUCGCUUUAAGAUUAUUCACAGAGCAUAUGUCAUUGUUUACAGUAGAGAUCCUUGAAGCUGAAAGCACCAGUGUUUUCAGUCGUGUUUUAUUUCUGUUCUGUUGUUUUUCAUCAUUUAAUCAUUGAUUCAUUAUAUCAAAGGAUAAACUAUAAAACUAAGCUGGAACUGUUUAACUUGUUACACAGUAAAUUGCAGCACAUUUAGAUUUCAUACAAGAAGAUCUUUUUUUUCUGUUUACUUGUAUACAUUAAAUAUGUGCCAUUUCCAUUGUUGUCAGUUCUGUUGUAAGCCUGAGGAAUCCUACAUGAUCUUAGCAUGUAAGUGUGACAACUGUUUGUCAGGUAAAUCAUGGAAAUACUCCUACUUGCUCAUAGACAUCUUGUUCUAUUGAAAUGUGAUGACAGUCAAGUAAUACUGGUAAUGAUAGCUUAGCUUCGUCAUACCAACCAACUGUAACGGGAAAUCGUGUCCUUGCUGAUGAAGUUGGGUUAGGUGGGGUUAAGUGGGGUGGCUUAUCUCUGAUGGAUAGUUUGUUUUAAUGUGCUCAAAAAAUGUAGGUUGAGUUUGGAAGGACAACGAUUAAAUGAAAUCACUUGACCAGUUUACCCCAGACCAACCCAUUCGAAAAUGGAAAGAAUUAAAUGUGAGCUUUUUAAACCAGUCUGACCAGUCAUUUCUUGGAAAAGAAAAAAACACCUUCAUACACCUUAUACAUUUGUAGGCUGAAGGCACACUGGGAUAAUGAGACUUAAUGUAAAUUGGAAUAUGCAGGCUGUAAGACAGCACUUGUUUACUGAUUUAUUAAGUUGAAAAAUUGCAAGGACCUCGCAGAGUAGUACAUUUCCAGUAAUACCAGCAUUCCUGUAGAACGCCUCAUCAAGUAUUUCCCCUAUGUAUAUGCUGUUAUCUUUCUCUGAUGUGUUCUGUAUCACAUCAGUUUGCACAGCACUCUAUGGCUGUUAAUGCUUUUUGUACAUGCACCUUUGUCGGUAGAAUAGAUUUUGUUAGAUAAUCUUCCUGAUGUUGAAAGCCGCUUUCUCUUCACGUCCAUUGACAACACUGAAAGGUAUCUAGUUGAAUGUAUCCACUGUGUACUGUCUCAUAAAUGUGUUUAAUGUGUCUUUGUCAGUCUGCAGAUGAAUAGUAAGUCUGAGGUUGAUAAGCUUCCUUUUAGUUUCGAUUAAGUUUUAUGAUGACACUUGUGCAAAGUUCUAAAGGUCACCUUGGCUGUUGCAGAAGUGUGAAGUACCCUAUCAUUGCCUGCAGUCAGUUGGGUUUCUGCUGUUCUUCUCCUUGGUGUUCAUCAGUGCUGUCAUCCAAGAAUACAUCUCAAAUCAGGAAAAUAUGUUGUUAGGAUCAUUCAUGUUUUUCCACUUGUCGAGGGUGUUAAGGAAGAAAUGCCUGAUUCUAUUUAAAGGUCUAGACAUCCCAUGUGAUCCUGAGCAAGGCAUGUUUUUUUCAGUUUGGUUUCAAAGCGUCGAAGGUCAAGUCGGACUCAAAUCUAAAUUUCUCCUUUAUUGCAGGAAAUGAAUUUGGUGGGCUUUUGUUCAUGCUAAAAGUAAUACUGGGCUUAGCUGCUUUUACACUUUUGAAAAACUAGGUUGGGGUGUCUUGCAGUUAAGAGGAAACAUUGGUGUCCGUAAUCAACAUCCAACAACUGCCCCAAACGCACAAACCUGGACUGUCAUCUGUUAUGUAGAAAACUGUCCGGAUAUCAAACACCCAUCUGGAGAAGUUAAUACAGAGUACACCUUAAUGUUUGUUUAUAUUUUAAUUUGUUGUCUGCAGUACCUUUAAACACACGACUCUAUCAUGAUUCUUUGUGGAGUUUCACACAUUGUUCGUACAUUAAGACCAGUGCUAAUCUAAGACCUUUUUUUUUUUGUACAUACCUUACACUUUUCUUUUUAUUUCAGAUCAUGUAAGCUCAUUAAACACAGGUAAAGGUCUCUAAACCUACAGAAAGAACAGAGAAACGCUAAGAGAAUGGAAACUAAUCAUGAAGCUUGACUUGUUCUUUAAUUUGAAUAA